GAAAAAAACAUAUCGUGAUAUGAAAAAAUCUCAUAUCGCCCAGCUCUAAUCAGGUGUCAAAAUCGUGACACAGCUUUGCCCAAGUGGAGUCCCAGGAUGAUAAACAGUGCACAGCAUUAGCUGUUUGUAGAAGAUUAGGCAGCACACAGAGCUUAGUUGAAGCGUUACUUAAACUCUCUCUCGCUGCUUCCUCUUCCUCCAGUGAGUGAACUCGGUUCUCCUGGGACUGAUUCUAACGGCUUCAUAGUCUAGUGAUGGCGUAGUAUAAUGCUUCUAGUUGGUUCCUGGGUGCACCUAAAACAUUUUUUUUAGAAAAACUACUUCAUCAGGAGAUGGGAACUGUGAGAUUUUACAUACUGCUGCUCCUGUUGUUGUUUGGGUCCAUCCACAGAGGGACAUCUCAGUUUCCUGAGUGGAAUGGAGAGCUGGAAGGUAGUGGUGAGAUUGAAUCGAUUUCCCAGCCGAAUUUCAUAGAUGACACAUACUGGUCUGGGUCAGCCCCGCUUUGUUUAGGAGGUUGUAAAGCGCGGCACUGGGAGCUGAGGAGAGAUCGCUGUGGAGACUCUAGCUGCUGCUGGCUCGGCUACAAAUCCUUGUGCAGAGUGAACUGUGGAAGGCCAGAUGUGGACUACAAUGGAGCAGUGUAUGGUAAUGACUGGUGGGUGGGAUCUGUGGUGAGGUACACCUGCCGCUCAGGAUUCAGGCUUAUUGGAAACUCUACCAGAUCAUGUCAGCCUAAUGGCCUCUGGACUCCAAAACCUAUCUGCCUACGAAUGUGUAAGCAGGGGCAGAUUGAAAUCAGCGAGCGUGAACUGAGUGGGACAUGCAACUCCACCUGCGUGGGUAAGAGCUACUUCGGCCCACCCAAACGAGGCUGCUCUCAGAUAGACAACUGCAGGAAGAAGGAGACCGGCUGGAAACGGUUCUUUGCACAAUGUGUCCCUUGCAUUUGUGACUGCGCUUUCUCGUGUGGUGAGUUGCUUCCACCUCCACAUUGUCAGGACAAAUGCAAAGCAGAAUGAGCAUGCUGCGGUGCUGUCUGUGUACAAAUACAUUUGAAUAUUGCUCUACACAUGAAUUUGCUAUCCUUCUUUCAGGAAUGAUAUCUGCUUUGUUUUUUUUGUUUUGUUUUUUUCAAGUGUCUGCAGGCUAAAACACAGAGAUGCUUACAGUGUAACAAGGCUGCAGACAAAGAGGAGACACAGACCGGCUGUAGACCAAAGAGUCACGCUGCAUUUCUGCUGCUUCAUCCAAUUUUAAGAACAAAUCUGGGUGUUUAAGGACAAUAAUUUAAUCUCUCCGGCACACACUCCAAGCCUGCCUGCCUGCUUUCUGUAUGUAAAGGAUUACAUGGCAAGAACAAAUCCUUCUGGCACGCCAGUGUUAAGUCACUCUUUAGGAUGCAAAGCGGCGAGAGGGUCAGAAAACAAAAGGGAGGACAAAUUUAGUGAAAGGCACCUGAGAGGUUUAGAUUAGAUUCAAGUUCAGCAAUUAUUUGAAAUAGAAAGCGACUUUGGCUGAUUUUUUUGGGCUUUUCAACAUUAUUUCCUGUCUAGAUAUAUAUA
Messenger RNA from Maylandia zebra (zebra mbuna), 1565 nucleotides. Lineage: Eukaryota; Metazoa; Chordata; Actinopteri; Cichliformes; Cichlidae. The record is from RefSeq and is a predicted model, not a curated record.